Messenger RNA from Corythoichthys intestinalis (scribbled pipefish), 5477 nucleotides. It is a transcript of the gene slc46a1, whose product is annotated as solute carrier family 46 member 1. Gene Ontology annotation, biological process: transmembrane transport. The transcript has 6 exons. Gene Ontology annotation, molecular function: transmembrane transporter activity. The record is from RefSeq and is a predicted model, not a curated record. The coding region runs from base 228 to 1703 and encodes 491 amino acids. Gene Ontology annotation, cellular component: plasma membrane. NCBI's taxonomy places the organism in Eukaryota, Metazoa, Chordata, Actinopteri, Syngnathiformes, Syngnathidae.
CACUGUGUCCACUUGAUGUCGCAACGAGCACACCCGAAGCUAAAAUCUGAGCUUCCUUGUGUCAUUUACUGAGCCGCCAAAAACUCUGCUAUUCACUUUUUAAGCUUCACUUAAACAGCAAAGAUAAAGUGCGUUUUAGUCAUGAGUAAUCAAAGCGGCCGUACAUAGAGGGGGAGUGACCGGCAAGUAAGAAACGUUCGUAUAUUAGUUAGUUAGUUUGAAUCAGCAUGUACGAGCCGGACACGACCUCUAUCCUUCCCGACAACGAGGAACCAAAAGACGACGACGACUCGAAAUUAUCGCUCGGCCAGGAAAAUGACACCUUAGAGCCUUCGCCGACCUCCCGGGGCGUGGGGCCGCCAUUUGCGUGCCCGCUGCCGGUGUCUGUGGAGCCCGUCAUGUUCCUAUCCGUGUUUGCUGUAGUACUGCAGGCUCCGCUGACCACUCAGUAUCUGUGGGACCGAAUUAGCGAGGACCUCGAGUACAAUGCUUCCAAGAGGUCGGUGUGUGGUAACAGCUCCGCGGAGCCAGACGCUCUUCAAAAGGAGGUGGAAACCCUGACGGCACAUUGGAACCUGUACAUCAACCUUGCAGGAUUUUCCGUCGGCUUGUUAGUUGUACCUCUUCUGGGCUCAUGGAGCGACUCUGCAGGUCGCAGGCCAGUCCUCAUCAUCCCCAACCUGGGCCUGUUCUUACAAGUUGCAGUCUACCUGGUGGUGAUGUACCUCAAACUACCUGUGGUCUACUUCCUUGUGGGUAGACUGAUCAGCGGCCUUACAGGCGAUUUCAACGCAAUCCUUGCCGCCUGCUUUGCGUACGUAGCCGAUACAAGCGACAGAAGCUCCCGCACUUUCAGGGUGGCCGUCCUGGAGUCGUGUAUUGGUCUAUCUGGGAUGUUUGCCAGCAUCAUUGGAGGACAUUGGAAGCGAAUGCAAGGUUACAUCUACCCCUUCUGGUUGGUCCUGGCUACCAGCUUGGCAUCGGCUCUGUACGCUUUCUUGUUUGUCCCCGAAUCGGUCAAAAAAGACCCCAGCGCCAAGCUUCUCACAGUUCGCCACCACAAAGCCCUGUGGCAUAUUUUCUCCAGUGGAGGUAGUGAGGACAAAGGAAAAUUCUCGAGAUGCAAGCUGUGGCUCUAUAUGCUCUGCUUCUUCCUGGUGGUGACCGUUCACAUCGGCAGCCGCGAGCUGUACGUUUUGUACGAACUGAGCCCACCGCUGUGCUGGGACCCGACAUUCAUUGGCUACGGCUCGGCUGUUCUGCACUUGUGCUACCUGAGCAGCUUGCUGGGCUUAAAGAUCUUGCUCCUGUGGUUGGAAGACUCAUGGGUGGCAGUCAUUAGUCUGGCCUCCAACAUCACUGGGCUGUUGGUUUUCUCUUUUGCGGACAGCACGCUGCUUAUGUUCACAGGUUAUGGCUUUUUAUUCUUCUUUGUGGCUAUGACACCUGUGCUGAGGUCCAAGUUGUCCAAGCUGGUGAGCCAGUCCGAACAAGGUGCCCUCUUUUCCGCAGUGGCCUGUGUGGAGAGUUUGUGUUUCCUGGUAGGUAGUGGCCUCUUCAACUCCCUGUAUCCAGCCACACUGUACUUUAUGAAGGGCUUCACCUUCCUGUUUGCCGCCAUCAUCCUCCUCAUCCCAGCUGGAAUCAUUGGUGGCCUGCAGUGUCUAGAGAAGAAAGAACUCAGGGACACCACAGAAUCCUGACCUGCGCAGUCGGACGAUGCAUACCAAAGAUGUGAGGUUGAAAAUCCCAUGGAUGUUUGUGGGGUGACUGUAACAAAUACAGACAUGAGAUCGCAGUGUAGCAAAGGGAAGUAGAAUGGCAUUCCACCUAUUUUACUUGAAAAAAUAGCAACUCUUAAUAGAUGAAUUGCCUUAAAACUAUCCUGCCAAUCCAAAAAGAUAAUGUAAGGAAAACCUGCUUGUAUUUCUGCUUUUAUGUCUUAGCUGUUCGAUGUACUGUCUAUCAACAGCUAUAAAAGUGCCUAUUCAUAAUUUUCAGGGAUUAUUUUUAAAGAGUUGUCUAAAGCAAAUAAUUGUAAUACUCAAGAAAUGUUGAUUUUUAAUCCUUCCAUUUUUUAAUUGUCCAGAACAAGCAAAUGUAAUGUAAUUUGAAUCCAUCCAUUUUUUAAAGUUGUCCAAUGUGAGCAAGUGCAAUAUCUAAUUUUGUUCUUGUGCAGUAUAUAAUGUUAUUUUAAUCCGUCCAACAAGCUGCUACGACUCUGUUGACGAUCACAAAAACAUGAGAAAAUAUUUAAUUGUUGAUCAGCUUCUCUCAAAUGCCUGAAAAGGUUUGUUUUUGUGUUUUAAUCACCAUUGGUGGUCAGUUCAACACAUCUAAUCAGAAAAUCAUGACAUGAUGACAUUCAGAUGUAAAAACCUAUAUCUAAUGACAUUUAAUAAUGAAUGAAUGUGUAAUAAUCUUUUUCUAAUGUAUUUCACUAUUGCUUUAUUCUACUUCUGUGCCGUGUCACGAAACAUACAUAAAUAAUCGAAAUUGUGUGUACCCUUCUCUUUAAGAAAGAUUUAUUGUCAAUGAAAUGAUGAAAACAAUAAUAAAUUUUGCAGAAAGUUAAAAAUAAUAAUAAAACUAAAAAACAGGCAUCACUUAAGAAUUGUGUGGUUAAGCAGAAUUCUUGAGAAAAGUAAAUAAAGGGAUCACGGAUAGAAAGACCUAUAGCUCUUAAAAGAUCAACUUUGUUAAGAGUUAAAAUAAUUUGAUAUUGAAACCCCUCUUGAUGUUUUCGUUUUUAUACAAUUUGUAAAAUUAGUUGAACUAGUAGGUCGCCAUUGUUGUUGGCGUCGCAGGGUGUUGACGACACAUGAUUACGCUACCGGGCUUCCAGAGUAUGAUUCUUGUGACAUACUGUAAACAUGUCAUCUGAUCAACCCUUUCAAUUUGAACCUGAGAGGAACAUUAAUGAGCAUGACACCGCUGUCGAUAUUUCACAAAAUGAACAGGAAAGACGGGAUGAGACAAGACAAAAUGUGCUACAAAGGCAAAACGUCUACAAGAGGUGAAUUUGACACCCAAAGUAAUACCGUGGGCUUUCAGCUUGUUUUGUUUAGAUGCAUAGAGACAGAACAUACUAAAUAUGCCUUAACAAAAUACUUAAACGUCGUAAUAUCAAAUAAGUGUGGUUUAAAUAUGCUACGUGACUAAUGUGGUCAACAGAUGAACAAUCUGCUUCAAAGCUACCACAAGAAAACAUAAUUCUUAAAAGUAUGAGAGGGAAACACAUGCAAAAAGUAUUUUGAGGCAAUAAAAAGGUAAUAAAAGACUAAAUAAAAACACAAAUAGUAAGUACUCGCAGCUUUUAACCGAUGAGGGCAUGUGUUGGACGUCUCGCUGCGUAGAAGGAAUUCCAGUAACCCGGUAGUAUUCGUCGAGUGACAGUGACAAUCUACUAGUAUGUCAUCAUCCCGAGCAUCCAUUGCGUGCUUAAAACAUGGCACAUUUAGUAGGUCAAAACAUGUACUAAAUAUUAUCGAUUUUUAAAUCAAUGGCAAUAUUUUAUGUGUUUCUAACAACAUUUUUUAGUAAAAGAGAACAAUUGAGACUUAUUAGAGCCCACAAGUCUUAAAGUUCCCUUUAAAAAAUUUGCUUACAAAAUACUAAGGGUGUAACGGUACAUGUAUUUGUAUUGAACCGUUUCGGUACAUGGUCCUCGAUUCGGAACGGAGGCAUACUGAACGAGUUUCUGACGUAAUGUAACUCUUACUUUUCGAGGCUGUGAGUCGAUCGGGUUACAGUUUCUUUGUGUAGAUUACAUUUACUCCGUCUUCUCUACUAUAAUGAGGACCAACACGGUACGACAGUAUAACCCAGAAACGUCAAUGGCGCGACAACGUGGCCGCCGCGAGAACGCAGUGAAACGCGGCCGUUAAAGUCAAAUCAGACAAUGCACACCAGUCACAGUGUGGCCGCGUGUUAGACACGUCCCAGAAGCGGCUCAAUAUGACGCACGCAAAAAGAACAGCAUAGUUUAUUAUUUGACGCGAGACGCGACCCUCCUGCGUCAAUUCUACUACCGGUAGCUAGAAUCUGGCAGACCGGAAGUCACUCGUGUAGAAAUAGGGUGGAUCUGGUCGAUUUUCAAACUAAUAUGCAAUCGUAACCCACUUUUUGAGUCCAUCAGAUCUCUUGAGUGGUAGAUCGGGGCACAGUUGACUUGUCUUUGUUGAUUUACUGCUGUCUUCUCUGCUAUAAUAAUAACCAACAUGGCCCCGUGUUCAAUACAAAACCCUCCUACCACAACGAAACAAGUAGGAACUAAUAUUCACAUAGGAACUAUAGUUAUACAACAUAAAAUAUACAAUAUAAAAGAAUACUACGUCACAUUUGUAAAAUAUAAACUCAUAAUAAAAUAAAUAAUAGCCCGUUUAAAUAAAAUAAAUUGAAAUGAGCUAAAACACCUGUAAUUAAAUAAUAAGAAUAAUACACACAUCCUGCUUACACAAUUAAAUUUAUUAAUUUCUGUGUGGCGCUUUACCUUGAGAAAAUCCACCAAUAAAGCUUUUGAAAACCGUUCAUCAGGGAAAAAAAUGAUUCAUUGAGGCAUUUCAUUUGUAAAAUAAAUGUUAAAAUCUUUGUCAUUGGGAUUGCUUUUCUCUUUAGCGAUGGACUUUUUUCAUCUUUCUUUCAGAAGGAAAGCUGACCAAUACGCGGGGGCUGAAAGGCAAAUUUUUGUUGGAUUAUCUUUAAAUGCCCGCUACUUUUUGAGCAGAAUUCUAGCUUUGUAUAGGCUAAUGUUCCUAUUGUUGAAAGCACAAAUGUGUGUAAUAAACAGCUAGCACAUUUAUAUUGUGCAUUUUGUUUUCUUACUGUACCGAAAAUGUGAACCGAACCGUGACCUCAAAACCGAGGUACGUACCGAGCCGAGAUUUUUGUGUACCGUUACACCCCUACAAAACACCCGAAAUUGUUGGACCAUAAACAAAUCAAUGAUUGAGUUUUAAUACAUUUUAAACCAUUUUUAAUUUAUGAUUUUUUUUUCAUACUCAAUGUACUGUAUUUCUGUAAUCAUCGCAUUUUUUUUUUUUUGUUUUUGUUUUUUUGUUUCUUCCAAAACGUUUACCCCGCCACCUCUCAGUGUGUAUGACAUGAAUAAUUGACAGCUAUAAAAGGGGAAGUGUGUAAGGCAGUUAGGGAUUACCGAGUUUCAAAUAAAGGCAAAGCAGACGCUCCAACACUGGAUAGUCCCCGAGCACACAGCUACACACAACAGAGCCGGGGGUCACAUCCUAGUUGCUCUGUGAUCCAACAAAUCAGCUUUAAAAUACACCAAGGGAAGAGUAGAGGUUAAGCGGCAUAUUGGUUUGUUUGGAUUGGCCAUUUUGUUUUCUACUGCAAAUGUCAAGACACAAUAUUUGAAAUAGAAAUAAAAGUAUUUAUAAAAUGCAUUUUAUUUGUUGUAUGAUUUGAAUGCAAAAUAAACGUUUAACACAACAUAUCAGGUUUAUAGUUGGAAUUUUUUG